CGAACUGAAUGGAGGGAGUGUAGGACAAACAAACACGCUCGACAAGUUGAUGCUCAACAUGAAGGUAAGAUCCCCUUUAUUUUGGAUAUAUCCGGUCGAAGAACUCAAACAGCUUCCUUCUCCCCUCCCACCAUGCGUUACAUAUCGAGCCCGGUGCUGCUACUCUCCUAUGUGCUUCGAUCAUGCAGCGCUCUCACUUUAGAUCCCAUGAGCGCGAGCUCCAUCAAAAGCGUGGCAAGCACGGUGGCAUACGGCAUGAUGAAGUACUACUCUGGGAAUGAGACGGGAGGCACACCAGGGCUCCUGCCGCAGCCAUACUACUGGUGGGAAGCUGGGUCAAUGUGCAUGACAAUGAUUGACUAUUGGUACUACACUGGGGAUACAUCAUACAAUGACGCGAUCACGCAAGCCAUCACAUUCCAAGCAAGUUCUUAUGGAAACUUUAUGCCAGCCAAUCAGACCGCCACUGAAGGGAACGAUGACCAGGUCUUUUGGGCUUACGCGGCUAUGACUGCUGCUGAGUUGAACUACCCUGCUCCGCCGCCCAACUAUCCUUCUUGGCUCGCUAUGGCGCAAGCGGUUUUCAACGAGCAGGCGAGCCGAUGGGAUACCAGCACCUGUAAUGGAGGACUCAGAUGGCAAAUCUACCCGACCAACAGCGGUUACAACUACAAGAAUAUUGCUGCAACGGGAGGCUUCUUCAUGUUGGCUUCCCGGCUUGCUCGAUAUACUGGCAAUCAGACCUACAUCGAUUGGGCUACUGAAAGCUGGGACUGGUUCUCGGCGUCUGUGCUCUUCGACGAACGCACAUACCAAAUUUAUGAUGGGACGGAUGACACCGCAAACUGCACGGCUGCAGAUCAUACGCAGUGGUCUUAUAACUACGGCUUUUUCAUUGGAGGACUGGCCUUCCUGUACAACCAGACCGAGGAUGCCAAGUGGCUGACCCCAUUAAGCGGUAUACUGAACCAAACCAUAGCAACAUUCUUUCCGAAGACAAUGGGCAACAAAAUCAUGGUCGAGGUGACGUGCGAGCCGUUGGGGAAUUGUGAUACGGACAACUUCACCUUCAAAGGCUACGUUCUACGCUGGAUGGCAGUUGCCGCUCAGCUCGCCCCUUCCACUGCGAACACCAUCUGGCCGUACAUCAUGGCUUCAGGCACAGGAGCAGCCGGUCAAUGUGACGGAGGUACCGAUGGCGUGACGUGUGGAUUCCGCUGGAACUCAACAAAAUGGGAUGAUACUUACGGCGUUGGCCAGCAGAUGAGCGCGCUGUCAGCGAUUGGUGCGAAUAUGAUACCCUUGGCCAACCUCAAGGCUCCUUACACCAGCAGCACGGGAGGUACGAGCGUAAGCGACCCGAGUGCUGGCAACUCUGAUGCCAGCACGGGUGAAAGCGCGGUCUAUACUGACACAAUCACGACUGCCGACAAAGCAGGGGCGGCCAUCUUGACCGUGUUGGCGGUGCUUGGUACGUUGGCUGUCGCAUGGUUCAUUGUGACAUAGCGAGAACCGCUCGAUGGUCUAAGCAUAGCACGGCGUUAAUGGCGUGGCUUUUGCGCCAUCCAAUCGAUCUCGUGAACGUCCACCCCGCGAUUCAACGCACCGAGCAUCUACCUCCAGCGACAACCUUUGUGCUACUCCACUAUCUUGCCACUCCGUUCGAAGCUUAUGCGUCUAUCCUUCAUAGCCUGAGCAAAAUUCCAAAUCCUAUAUCAACCUCGUCGAAGAUCAGCUGCGGAGACGGCGGGGUAAAUCGAACUCUGCGAAGGCGA
This is a messenger RNA of Baudoinia panamericana UAMH 10762, 1775 nucleotides long. RefSeq names its product glycoside hydrolase family 76 protein. Gene Ontology annotation, molecular function: mannan endo-1,6-alpha-mannosidase activity. NCBI's taxonomy places the organism in Eukaryota, Fungi, Ascomycota, Dothideomycetes, Mycosphaerellales, Teratosphaeriaceae. Gene Ontology annotation, biological process: fungal-type cell wall biogenesis; carbohydrate catabolic process. The transcript has 3 exons. The coding region runs from base 133 to 1506 and encodes 457 amino acids. The record is from RefSeq and is a predicted model, not a curated record.